Messenger RNA from Aspergillus pseudotamarii, 1347 nucleotides. RefSeq names its product Alpha/beta hydrolase family-domain-containing protein. The coding region runs from base 53 to 1294 and encodes 413 amino acids. The record is from RefSeq and is a predicted model, not a curated record. NCBI's taxonomy places the organism in Eukaryota, Fungi, Ascomycota, Eurotiomycetes, Eurotiales, Aspergillaceae. The transcript has 4 exons.
AUUGCUCGCGACAAGAAGCACUACUCUCCGCGCGAAACCAUUCCGGCGAACUAUGUCGCAGUUUCGGGUCGUCGAGCACACGGUCCGAGCCCAACAUAUCCGAGACCGAUUCGGCGCGACGGAACCAGGCCAGGUGAACAAGUUACGUCUGGCUGUGAAACAAUACAUCCCGAAGUCGAACGAAAAGCCAUCUCCUGGAGAUGUCACAAUCAUUGGUGCGCAUGCGAACGGGUUUCCGAAGGAAAUGUAUGAGCCGUUAUGGGAUGAUCUGGAACAGCGAAUGAGCUCUCUGGGCAGGAGGAUUCGGAGUAUAUGGAUCGCAGAUGUCGCUCACCAAGGCCAGAGUAGCGUCUUGAAUGAGAGAAUUCUUGGCAAUGAUCCUAGCUGGAAUGACCAUGCGAGGGACCUCCUAUUUUUGAUUAAUCAGUACCAAGACGAGAUGCCCCAUCCUAUCAUCGGAGUAGGACAUAGCAUGGGUGGCAUGCAUUUAGCCAACUUAGCAUUGUUGCACCCAUCGCUUCUCCAGGCUCUGGUCUUGAUUGAUCCUGUCAUUCAGACCGAGAACCCGAGCAAGGACUACGCUCCUGCCUCGAGCUACAGACGCGACAUAUGGCCCACAAAGCAAGAUGCCAUACAAAGGUUUGAAAUCAACAAGGUAUAUCAGAAAUGGGACCCACGUGUAUUGGAAAAGUAUGUGGAAUAUGGACUGCGCGAGGUACCGACCGAGAUAUACCCGGAGCCUGAUGAACUCGGCCCACGACCAGUGACAUUGACCACCCCUAAAGCCCAAGAAGUAUUUACUUUUCUGCGACCUAGUUAUGAAGGCGGAAGAGUGGAUCUUGAGCAAGAUGACUGGCAAAAUGAGAUGCACCCGGACGAUUUAGAAGAAGGCUAUCCGUUUUACCGACCAGAACCGGCACAGCUUUUCCGUCGUUUGGGCGAGAUGAAACCGAGCGUUUUGUACAUUUUCGGGGAACGUUCUGAAUUAUCGUCGCCUGCCGCUCGUCAGGCCAAGAUGGAGGUCACAGGUACUGGUGUUGGGGGAAAUGGUGGUGUUAGUCGGCAACGAGUCAAGGAGGUGACGCUGCCAACAGGACAUCUCGUCCCAAUGGAACGUGUUAUGGAUUGUGCCAACGCGAUCGCGACGUUUAGCGACGCCGAGCUGUCUAGAUGGGAUACCGAUCGCCAGAAGUACCUUCAGAGGUGGAAUGCGACACCACGUCGCGACAAGAUCACGGUCGACGAGAAAUGGAAACAGCAUAUCGGCACAUUAGCGAGGAAGCCCAAACUAUGAGAUAUUUUACGGCUUCCUUAUCGUGGUGGAGACUAUAGAGUAGAUGUGUUUAU